Molecule: messenger RNA, 375 nt
Organism: Botrytis porri
Lineage: Eukaryota; Fungi; Ascomycota; Leotiomycetes; Helotiales; Sclerotiniaceae
Exons: 3
Coding region: 1-375 (124 amino acids)
Source: RefSeq, a predicted model, not a curated record
AUGGCAAAAUCUUUCGAAGGAGCAGAACUUGCUACCUUCAAUACGAAAGAACUUACACCCAAUCUCGUCGAUGCAAUUUCUGCAACAGAACCUGAAGCCAUCUUCGCUGAAUACCCUGUAGCUUCAAGAAAAACUGGACCGGGGGAAGACUUUCCUGCCUUGGCUUACAUUGGUCCUAAUGAUAUUGUCGCCAUUGCUUUCUUAUUGGGAGCUGUCAAGCCUGGAUGCAAGGCCCUUCUUAUAUCGCCCAGAAACAGUAUUCGUGCGCCAGAAAAUCUACCUACUUUUACUAAAUGUAAAACUCUGGUCACAACAAGCCCCCGAUCAACUCAACUACAACCCAUGAUAGCUGCCCUUUCUUCAAUGGCUCUUUAA